UCUCGAAAAUUAUUUUAGUUGCCCAAGUCGAGUGCAGUCGUGUGGAAGUGAAAGAGAAGCCACAAAGUAAAAAAGGAACAACCAGACAGCAGGCAUAAAAAAGUGUUAAAUACAUUUUCCAUAAUUAUCCCUCAUAGUCGUGGUCUCGGUAAUUCAAAAAUUUGUGGAGUUUCCGUACUUUUUACCACUUUACAGACCAAGAUUUAAUGAGAUUGGGGUUGUGCAAUGCGUGACUGCUGAUUAUAUAAGACGCACAAUUGCCCAAAGUUCAGGCAUUCAACUGGUUCCUGCAGUUUGAAUCGAAAGUUUGAAUAGAAAGUAACUGAGUUUCAGGUUGUGUCGAAAAGCCGGCAAAAUUCGAGUAAUAUUUUUGCACGGGCGGAAUUUUGACAGGCGAACGCAAACAAGCGAUUGGGAAAAGAGCAACAAAACUUUCGCAGCGAAAAAAGAGCGAUACGAGUAUACUUGUAAAAGUAGAAAGAUAGAAUAGAAAAGCAAGAGUGCCGCCGGCAAGAGUGCGAAUUUAUAAAUAAAACCAGCGGAUAGAAAGAGAUCCGGUAUCUCUUCGCAAGAGUACAGGUAAACAAAGCCGGAAUGCCGGAACCACUGGGACUGCUAUGGUCCGUGCCGGAGUCCAAGGCGAAGGCGCCCAUCAUCAAGGUGUCCUGCGGCAUCGGCGACACGGACGGCUAUCCCGCCUUCGAUGUCGACUCCGAUGCGUACGCCACCAAGGACGACAGCCGGUGGGGAUUCCUCAUAACCGGCGGAGCGGAGUUCCACAUGCCGCUGACAGUCUUCCAGGUUACCCCCAACGGCCUGGCCGACAAAGCGGGCAUUCGCCUGGGCGACAUCAUACUCGAGAUCAACGAGGAGGACGCCUCGCAGCUGACGCUGUCCCAGGCCCACGAGAAAAUCAACUCGACACCCAAGAAGAUACAUUUCCUGCUGCGCAACAUGGAGGAGGACGAUCCCAUGGGCCAGUUCGAGGCCGGAGAGGAGAAGUCGAUUGUGAUGCGGGUUCCAAAGCCUUUGCCGCCGCCAAGUGGACGCAUACGAGCCAGCUCCAUCGAGAUGCGUCUGCUGGAGAUGCAGCGAAAGUUGUCUGCCAUAGCCGAAAUACCCAAAAUCCUGUGCUCCACUUUGGCCACCGUGUCGCAGAAUUUCGGCCGCAUGAGUGAAUCGGAGGUGGAUGAGGAUGAGGACGAGGAGGAGACGGCCUAUGUGCAGCGGAAGUUCUCCUACGACGAGGAUGCCCUUGACUUUGAGCUGAGGAAAGGGGGACAGGCAGGUGACAGUGACAGUGACGGGGAAGAUUUGGUGCUGGUUCAGGAGGAGGAUGCUGAGCAUGUGGAUGUUCCGAAAGGUGCCAGGCAAUCAAAGCUGCUGAAGGAUGUCACGCCGGAAUCGGAUUAUGCAUCGGAAGCCAAUUAUCCGGCAAAUGAGGCAAGCGAUGACACAGAAUCCGGCGAUGAGGAUGAGCCCGGCAGCACGGUGUAUUUCAUGAAAUUGCCAGCGACCCCCGCCGCGGAUACGUAUUCUUCUACAGAGGACGAGGACCAGGACGAGGAUGACAGCGACUUCUUGAACACUACCUACACGUGGAAUCUCCGCAAUGUGCCCAAGCUGCGAAUUAACGACGCCGAGGCCGAAGGUGAACUGACACUGGGAACUCAGGCGAGGGAGGUGCCUCGGCAGGAGCAGCCACAGGCAAAGGAGUCUUGCCUGGAAGCCGAGCCGGUGAAGGUGCGCCCAGCCACGCCCACUCCAAAGGCUCCGCCUCAAGAAUCCGCCGAGGGGCAGACACAAAAGUUGCUUUUCAGGCUGGACAAACUGGAGCGAUCCUGGCCCUGGGCAGACCGUGAAAAGAUCAUAUACAAGCAAUCCACUUGCCAUUUGGUGCCACGAAAGCCGCUGGGAUUGGUGGGGCAGCGAAUGCAGCUGCUGCUCAAGGACAAAAAGGAGUGAAUUUGUGAAGGGAGCAAGGAGUCAAACCCAUGUUAAACAGUUCCUGCCAUUAGACUAAGUUUAACCUCAGAGGGGGACAACUCGACGUCGAAGGGUGGUGUGAAGUGGCCAACUUUUAAUUGAGUUCAUUAUGCAAAUACACAGGCGACAACAGCAGCCUCAACUUCAGCAGCACUUCAAUUAAAAGCCGCACACCCGGGCGUAUUUGAAACUCUAUUCAAACACGCUUCACACCCAGCCUUUCAGUCGGGUAAAAUUUUUAAUUAAAGUGCACUCUGCCGUAUGCCAAAAAAAUCACUGCCAAGUCAAACGCAAGCAGACUCAAAAUCAAGACAAAACCGCAACCAAACCCAAGCCGAAGCCCAAACCCAAACGCAAACUAGACCAGUGCCAAGCUCUUCAACCGGCACUUGCAACUUGGCCAGGUUUAUGCAUUAUUUGUGACCCACCGCACCAUAAAUUCCAUCUGAAGGCCAACGCAAUGCACUUAUUCCGAAAGCAGCAGGACCUGUGAGUCACGCAGGAUACGGAAAAGGACGAUGACGGUGCCAAAAAAUGUUCCUCGAAGUUUACUCUUAUUUUUAGAACCCCGUGCAAGGGUAGUAUCAUUCUAGAUUGGUUUGGAUCACUUUUUAUACAUCUAAAGGUUUCUAUUUUAAAUUUUAUUUGAUUUUAAAUUGGUAUUAUGGGACGUGGUCAAAAAUCUAGGCUAACAUACAAAUUAUUCAAGAAUUUUAUAGUUAUUACAAAUUUAAAGUUUUAUAGUAUCAUGUUUCAAAUAUUUUUCUGGUCUUAUAUAAGCUACAUUUAAUUGCUGAAAGUUAAAUUUAAUAAAGAAUUACAACACA
Messenger RNA from Drosophila yakuba, 2813 nucleotides. Its product is annotated as PDZ and LIM domain protein 7. The record is from RefSeq and is a predicted model, not a curated record. Gene Ontology annotation, cellular component: Z disc; filamentous actin; adherens junction. Gene Ontology annotation, molecular function: actin binding; muscle alpha-actinin binding. Lineage: Eukaryota; Metazoa; Arthropoda; Insecta; Diptera; Drosophilidae. The transcript is spliced from 6 exons. The coding region runs from base 595 to 1965 and encodes 456 amino acids. Gene Ontology annotation, biological process: muscle structure development; actin cytoskeleton organization.